Eleginops maclovinus (Patagonian blennie) is the source of this 3882-nucleotide messenger RNA. Its product is annotated as probable G-protein coupled receptor 173. Gene Ontology annotation, biological process: G protein-coupled receptor signaling pathway. Lineage: Eukaryota; Metazoa; Chordata; Actinopteri; Perciformes; Eleginopidae. The transcript is spliced from 2 exons. Gene Ontology annotation, molecular function: G protein-coupled receptor activity. Gene Ontology annotation, cellular component: plasma membrane. The coding region runs from base 1017 to 2219 and encodes 400 amino acids. The record is from RefSeq and is a predicted model, not a curated record.
UGCAAGCAGCCAUAAUUGGGAUUAUUCAGGAAUAAUUCGCCUAAUCCAGUCGCCUUGUUUUUCUUUUCCCCCUUUUUCUUUUGUCAAAUCGUGAUUUCGACAGCGUGAUGGCGACGUGAAUGUGGAUUUGUCAGACCACGGAGGCUGCAUUAUUUUUUAUUGUGGACUAUAAUAAGAUGUCGCUGGAAAAACAAAGACUGCAUAUGAACAGUUCGGGGUAAAUACCUUUUUCAUUUUGACUGAAAGAUGGGAAAUAGAGUGGUUUGGAGGCUGUUUUCUGCGUGGACUAAUUGCACCACCAGCCAAUAUACAUGCCAAGACCAUUCAUUUAGGGGAUGCGCGAUAUUUUUUUCCUCCUCUCUAACGUUUGUGGGUGGGUUAUUAUAAGCAUUGAAAAUCUGACAUCAUUUGGAUAUAUGUGAACACAACAAGCUAUGGUUUUUUUUCCCCUUGUAAAUCGCGUUUCUGUUUCUAAGCCUUCUGGAAAUCCACCUUCGACGUGAUGCCACAUAGAAACCUGUUUUCUCGGAUGAUAUUCAGACACAAAUGAACACAUCCCUGUGACUGAGAAAGGGUGGCGGAUGUUUUUCUGUGCCACAGUCCUCACCCCGGAUUGUCUGAUCAGCUGUUGAUUUUGUUUUUUUUACCAUUACCUUUAUUAUAAGACUGCUGUAUGUGGCUCGGUUUGCGAUGGAUUUAUGCAUAACAGGUGUUGUUUGAGAGCACAGCAGGGGAACAUGAGGCUUUAUUAUGUGCUUUUCUCUCGGUUUAACAAGCAGUGAAACAAAGCGACCGGGAUCCGUUUUCUGUUUCUUUUUUGCCUUGAGAGAAGAGCCGAUCCAAAAAAGAUGAGGGGAUGAAAGGUGGCGAGGUUGUGGACAAAGAGGAAAAAAGAUGAGUCUGUCAUGUAGAAAGGAUCCUCACGGCCUCUCCUUGUAGAAGCCGUUUGGAGAGGGCGGGUUUGUAGCGUUUAUAACAAAAUAAAAAAAGGGCCCCGAAACCAGGAAGGUGAUACAAUGGCCAACCAGAGCUUCGCCAUCGAUGGCCCGGGCAGCUUGCUGGCUGUGCUGGCCUCUCAGAGCGGCAUGUCUAGGGGAGGCAGCAGCAGCAGCGGCGGCGGUGGCAACAGUGGCGGAAUCUCCACCACAGAUGUGUCCGCCUACUUUAAGCUGGUCUUCUUGGGUCUGAUCAUCUGUGUCAGCCUGGUGGGCAACCUCUUGGUGUCGCUGCUCGUGCUGCGGGACCGGACACUUCACAAGGCGCCCUACUUCUUCCUGCUGGACCUGUGCCUGGCCGACGCCGUCCGCUCGGCCGCCUGCUUCCCCUUCGUGCUGGUGUCAGUGCACAACAGCUCAGCCUGGACCUACAGCGCCCUGAGUUGUAAGGUGGUGGCUUUCAUGGCGGUGUUGUUUUGUUUUCACGCUGCCUUCAUGCUGUUUUGCGUCGCCGUCACCCGCUACCUUGCCAUCGCCCACCACCGGUUCUACGCCAAGCGCAUGACCAUCUGGACCUGCGCCGCCAUCAUCUGCAUGGUGUGGACUCUGGCCGUGGCCAUGGCGUUCCCUCCGGUCUUUGAUGUGGGGACGUAUAAGUUCAUCCGUGACGAGGAUCAGUGCAUCUUCGAACACCGCUACCUGAAGACCAACGACACCCUGGGCUUCAUGCUCAUGCUGGCCGUGGUGGUGCUGGCGACCCACGGCUUCUACGCCAAGCUGCUGCUGUUCGAGUACCGGCACCGCAAGAUGAAACCGGUCCAACUGGUGCCAGCCAUCAGCCAGAACUGGACCUUCCACGGUCCCGGAGCGACAGGGCAAGCCGCGGCCAACUGGAUCGCAGGGUUCGGUCGCGGCCCCAUGCCUCCGACUCUGCUCGGCAUCCGUCAGAAUCUACACAAUCAACACCGGCGGCUGCUGGGGAUGGAGGAGGUGCGGUCGGAGAGGCGGCUGGGCAGGAUGUUCUACACCAUCACCCUGCUCUUCCUGGUCCUCUGGGCGCCCUACAUUGUGGCCUGCUUCUGGAGGGUGUUCGUCAAGUCCUGCACCAUCCCCCAGCGGUACCUCUCCAUCACGGUGUGGAUGAGCUUCGCCCAGGCUGGAGUCAACCCCAUCUUCUGCCUCCUGCUCAACGAGGACCUGAGGAAAGUGCUAAGGGCUCACCUGCCCACCUAUUGGAGGACUAAACAACACCUGCCCCAGGACGAGGCCUACUGCAUCAUGUGAUCCGAUACACCGAAGAGAAUGGUUCAGGGUUUUAAAGAAAGAAAGCGAGGAUUUGAAGUGAUGUAACGCAUCUUGGCUAAGUGUCUGUUUUGCACAACGAAAUCCGAUUUUUGCCAACGAUUGCAGACGCGUUAUUAAGAAUGUUUGAAUAGAGGUUUGACUAGAGGGGGGGCGAUAACGACAGAGCCCUGCUUUAGUUUCUGAUGAUGAUUAAUCAGUAGGAAAAAGAUCACAACUAUCACCGCUCCGACUAAGUGUGACAGAUGCCAUUUUAAAAUAAUGUUGCCUUAUUUCAGCGGGACACGCCCCAGAGCUUUCCUGAGUUUGUGUCACACGAGGCACAAAACAGACAAAACCCUUGAAUAAAAUGUGCUGCAGACUUUUGAAAGUGUUGAUCAGAGCGUUACUAACUCUGAAACACAUCGAGGAACUUAAAGGGGUCUGAACGGAUUAGUAGACCACCCCGGACGCCUUUUCAUGUAAUUCAAAUGGAGACUGCAGAAUAUCAGAUAGACCCAAUAACCUUGGAAACGUUUAAAUAGCCGUCGUGGACCCGAGGAGCCCCCGAACAUGCUUGAUUUUUUUGGACUUGAUUUAGGGCGUGUCAGGUUUUCUUUGUAUCAUAAAAAAAAAUUGCCUGUUUUUCCUUUUAUUUGUAAACUAUACAUGUUAAGCAGAUGACACUAUUUUGAAAUAUGACUUGAUUUCAUAUUGUACAGACUGUACGGGAAUGUCCAUUCCUGCUUGUGUGUUUUUAUAUAGCAUUUGUGUGUGUGUGUGUGUGUGUGUGUGUGUGUGUGUGUGUGUGUGUGUGUGUGUGUGUGUGUGUGUGUGUGUGUGUGUGUGUGUGUGUGUGUGAGAGAAGAAAGUGUGUGUGAGAAGAAAGGAGGGGAUAUAAUGAUGAUAGAAUAGGUUCCAGUAAUAUUGAGUCAAUAUGAAAAGCAGCCUCAUCUUGGUGUCUCAAAAACCGUGCAAAAAUUGAACAAUAUUCAAAUGGAAAUGUAUCCUUUAAAUGGAUUUCCGUAAAAUGUAUUCUGAUUUUCGAGCAAAUGUGAAGUAUGAAGGAUUAUGAAUAAUUACAAAGCAUCACAAACAGGCCGGGAGGAUUUAAUGACUUGAAUGAUGAUGUAAAUGUAAAAAAGAAAAUUAGCAAACGAUGAUCUUGGGAAUGUUUUACUGUUAUGCGAACAAAAAAAUGAAGGAAUGAAGUGGCCCUUGAAGGGAACUUGAAUGUUAUAAGGCCCCCCAGACAACAUAACUGUCAUAAUUUCCUGGAUUUUAAAAUCUUAAAAGGCUGGAUACGACCACAGAGAAGUUUGUUGUGUGGAAAACCGGCUACAUGACGUUGUCUCAAAUUUAAGGUUCAUGUAAUACAAGUGUCAGACCUACAGUAUGUUAGGCAUAGAUAUGUUUGUGCAGUCAAUUUUCUAAAUGUGGACACUUUGCACAGCAUACUGUAUUAGCAUGCAUUCCACUGCAUUUCAUAGAUUCAAGACUUGGGGGGUUACAACCUGUACAGAUGUUGAUAUAAAUGGGAGGACGAAGUGAAACGUGAACCGAGGUUCAAACUUUUUACGUCUGGCAUUCCUUCGCGAGAUGAUAUUCUGUAACUGUACAGUUUAACUGAGGUGGUUCUUUUGCCCACUCAUCAAUAAAGACUCUA